Molecule: messenger RNA, 978 nt
Organism: Zygotorulaspora mrakii
Lineage: Eukaryota; Fungi; Ascomycota; Saccharomycetes; Saccharomycetales; Saccharomycetaceae
Gene: SOL1
Product: Sol1p
Exons: 1
Coding region: 1-978 (325 amino acids)
Biological process (GO): pentose-phosphate shunt; carbohydrate metabolic process
Molecular function (GO): 6-phosphogluconolactonase activity
Source: RefSeq, a predicted model, not a curated record
AUGACAACGAACGUACCCAAAGUGUUUGCAUUUCAUGAGUUUACAGGGGUGGCUGAAGCUGUGGCCGAUCACGUGGUUCAUGCCCAAGAUAGUGCACUGAACAGAGAACUCAAGGAGAAGAAGCCUUCCAAUACCAGUCUAUCAGCUAGUGGCCUGAGUGGCGAUGGGAAGAAUAUGGCAAGGGUUUCAUCGACGAAGAGUCUGAAUGCGUCUUCGACAAACUGUUCGCGUGAUAGAUCUGGAUCGGUAAGCAAUAAGAAACUGAAGAAGGAGAAAGAGGCAAGGUUCAAGAUUGCACUUUCAGGUGGUUCUUUGAUCCAAGUUCUGCAUGAAGGAUUGUUGAAAAGGGAAGAUGUGCAGUGGGGGAAAUGGGACAUCUACUUUGCCGAUGAGCGGUUGGUCCCCUUUGAUUCACCGGAAAGCAAUUAUGGUCUGGCAAAGAGAAAAAUUUUCGAUCUUGUCGAUACAGCGCGGUAUGGUGAGCCAAGGAUUUACCAUAUAGAUGAGACGUUAAUCGGAGAUCCUCAAGAAUGUGCAGACAAAUACGAAAAGCUUUUAAUCAAAGGCUUUGCAGGCAGAGACUCUGUGAAGCUACCGAUGUUUGAUCUAUGCCUGCUGGGAUGUGCUCCUGAUGGUCAUAUCGCUUCUUUAUUUCCAAAUUUUCAAGAGAACUUACGUGAGAAGUUAGCUUGGGUUGUUUCUGUCGAGAAUGCUCCUAGCGGUCCAUCAAAUAGAAUAUCACUAACUAUACCCGUCAUUUGCCAUUCCCAUAGAAUUGCGUUUGUUGUGGAAGGUGCGACAAAGGCACCUGUAGUGAAAACGAUUAUGGAGAGACCCGAAAAGGGUCUACCUAGUAGUAUCGUGAACGAGGGGGCAGCUGGUCGUGUGUCUUGGUUUGUUGAUGACGAUGCGUUAACAGAUGUUUUGAUCACAAAAAAGAAGUAUAAAUUUCGUUGCCAAUCGAAAAAUGAAGAGUAG